AUGGAGUGGCUCAGUCUAUGGACGAUCCUGAGCGCAAUCUACAACAUGAUCCUAGACGUGACUGAGUUCUGGCGAGAUAAACUGGUAUCGUGGUGGCACUCGAAAUCGCCCCGAGACAGGCUCUUCCACACAUUAUCCAAUGCGCAAAGCUACGAAGAAUGGGAAGAUGCAGCCUUCGAGCUAGACGAGCUCCUUAGUAAAGACCUCUGGCGCCAAAACCCCGUCAGCCGACACUAUGACUACAGACUGAUUCUCGGGCGAUUGGAAGCGCUAAUGAGCGCACGGGAAUCAGAAGAUAUUCUCACGCUCGUCAAUCUACUGCGAUCAGGACUAGUGCGGAAUCUAGGGAAUAUCACAUCGACGAAAUUAUUCACGCACGCAUACGCAGGGACCAAAUUGCUUAUUGAUGAUUAUAUCACGCAGGUUGCGCUGUCGAUUCAGUACGUGACUGGUGUUCAGCCUACGCAUGCGAGUGGGUUUACCUCUCAGGCGAAACUUGAGUUGUUGCAUGAUACGCGGCAAGCGUUUGGGCGGACGACGCUUUUGCUUCAGGGUGGAUCUGCGUUUGGGCUUUGUCAUUUGGGGGUGGUGAAGGCUUUGCAUUUGCAGGGUCUUUUGCCGCGGAUUGUUACGGGGACUGCGGCGGGGGCUUUGAUUGCAGCGCUUGUGGGGAUUCAUUCUGAGGAUGAGUUGUUGCCGUUGCUUGAUGGGGCGGGGAUUGAUCUUUCUGCCUUUGAGAGGAGGAAGAAGGCUAAUGGGGUAGAAGGGAAUUCGGAUUCCUCGUGGCUUGGCACGUUUUAUCGUCGGAUGAGACGGUUGUUCAGGGAGGGAUAUCUGUUUGAUGUUGCUGUUUUGGAGGAGUGUGUGAGGGCUAAUGUGGGGGAUUUGACGUUCGAGGAGGCGUAUGCGCGAUCGAAGCGCAUUUUGAAUAUCACUGUUGCGACGACGGGGAAGAACGGGACGCCGAAUUUGUUGAACUAUCUCACGGCGCCGAAUGUGCUUAUUUGGUCUGCUGCUGUGGCGUCUAAUGCCUCCUCUUCUGCGGCCCUUUAUUCGCCAGUCACAAUCUACUGUAAAGACGAAAUGGGAUCUAUUGUCCCCUGGCCACAUACGCAAGAUGCUAUUUUCCGCCCAUGGCGACAUGUCAACUACAACGAAGGCGAAUCGCCUCUUUCUCGGAUCUCUGAACUCUUCAACGUGAACCACUUCAUUGUCUCACAGGCCCGGCCAUACCUUGUUCCCUUCCUGCGAUCAGAGCUCAAUCUCUUGGACAGGAGGCAGACAGGCUGGAACAACCUAUCUCGCUCAGCUACGCGGCUCAUCAUCGUGGAAAUCCGUCACCGACUCAGGCAAUUGGAUUACCUGGGUCUCUUACCCUCACCACUCAACAGAUUACUCAUCGAUGAAACAAUUCCGGGUCCUAACCUGACACUCGUCCCGGACUUGUGUUUCUGGGAUAUCAGAAAACUGUUCCAAAGCCCCACGAGAGAGCGUGUUGCGGAGUGGUCGCUCAAAGGCGAGCGAGGCGUUUGGCCUGCCGUGAGUGCGUUGAAGGUCCGAGAGGCCGUAGAGAUUGAGUUAGAUAGGGGGUAUCAGCUUGUCAGGAGGCGGAGACCAAGUGAUGCCUCGGUGUCUGUGCCCAAGCAGCCCAAUCUUAUGAAUGAGGGAGUUCCACGGAGGAGGAAAGGCAGUGAUAAUGAGGAGGGUAUUCUUGCUGAUCGGGAAUGA
Messenger RNA from Penicillium salamii, 1728 nucleotides. NCBI's taxonomy places the organism in Eukaryota, Fungi, Ascomycota, Eurotiomycetes, Eurotiales, Aspergillaceae. The record is from the annotation of a GenBank genome assembly.